This is a messenger RNA of Haemonchus placei, 483 nucleotides long. Lineage: Eukaryota; Metazoa; Nematoda; Chromadorea; Rhabditida; Trichostrongylidae. The record is from the annotation of a GenBank genome assembly.
AUGUUUUUUCCUAGCUAUGCUAUGCCGAGAAGACAGGAAAGAGCCAAGAGAUUGACUGCUUCACAUGAAAAAACCCCGUCAGCAAAUUAUCGAGUGAAGACAAAGCAUCAUCUCUGCCGAGUAGCCUCCAUUCAAUGCCUAACGAGUGGAGGCGGAGUCACGAAGGAACCGCAAGCUCCUCUUCGGAUCACUAGGUUAGCGGCUUCGACUUUGGCGGACCUCGACGACGUCGGAAAUGACUCGGAGCUGCUUCCCAAUAAACGCAUGACACCGGUUCGCCGGGAAUUCCUACGGGACAGAGUUUCGGACAGACGAGAACAGAACCGGAUAAAGAUGGGCAUUCUCAUCUUGAGGCACGGUAUUGCUGAGGAAAAUCGAAUUUGGGAAACAAAAUUGGCUAUGAGGUCGAAUGCGCUUUCACUUAUCGGUUACCGAAUGAAUGGCUUCGAGUUUUACCGCUACUCCUCCAUGAACAUUCGCUGA